This is a messenger RNA of Magnolia sinica, 1314 nucleotides long. RefSeq lists its product as uncharacterized. The transcript has 5 exons. The coding region runs from base 45 to 821 and encodes 258 amino acids. The record is from RefSeq and is a predicted model, not a curated record. Lineage: Eukaryota; Viridiplantae; Streptophyta; Magnoliopsida; Magnoliales; Magnoliaceae.
UAUGCAAAGAUGGAAAGCCUGUGGAUGAGGCCUCAUCAGUAGUAAUGACAAAACUCAAUGAAGAAAUAUCUCAGCAACCCGGGGCCUCACAGAGUAGCACGGCAAGGGAUGAUUUAUUAUCUCAAGUUAUGGGAGAAGACAAGUAUGGUCGUGUCCGCACUUAUGGGUUAGGACCAUCUCCAUCUGAUUUGUGGGGUGCAACAUCUAGCCAACAAAGGAUGACUUCCAUUGAUCAGAGGAGAGAUGAAAGAUAUGAAGAACUACAUGCUGAUAUAGUCUCUCUUAAAGAAAAUAUAGCUGCACUCUCAUCCUUAAGAGAAGCUGAAAUGUCAUCCCUUAAAGAAACUAUGGUUGAAAUCUCAUCCGCAAGAGAUGCUGAAAUUUCUUCCUUGAAAGAAACUCUGAUGAAAUUGAUAGCCACUAUGAAUAAUGCAAACAAUAACCCACCCACAGUAUUCGGUGCUGCAGCUAGUUCUAACAUGAACCAACAGUCCUCAUCAUCAAGCCAUUGGGUGAACUCUCAGAAGCACUCGACGAAUAAGGGGAAGACCACGAGUUGCACUAGCGCUGGGGAUGUGACUAGAGUUCUUCUUACAAGUAUUGUCAAACCCGGGGUUACUAUUGCUAAAGGAAUUAUUUUGAGCAAGGAUUCGCUCACAAAAGUAGGGGGGCACGAACUUGGAAUUGAUUUUUGGGAAGUAUUAAUUCAUGUUGCAAUAGUACGGGAGGAGGUUUUGAUAAGACCCUAUGGACGAUAUAAAACAAUUGGGGAUGCUAUUGGAACGAGUAUUGUUUGGCCCUCUAUUAUGUGUAAGGUUUAAGGAGAGAUGGAUUGAGCUAAAUGAAAGGAUCUCUCUCUCUCUCUCUCUCUCUCUCUCUCUCUCUCUUUCUUGUAAAUGUUUUAUGUUUUGUGCAUGGGUUUAGGACUGAUGUGUGAUUGGUUUUGGAUAGAAAGUGUUUAACUCUCAUUUUGGAAUUUGGAUUGACUUAAGAUCCAAUGCAUAUGACAGGUUGGGUAACUAAAUCAAUAAGUUAGCCAACAUGAUUUACUCUUGUUCUUAUCAAUUUUCUUUAUAACUCAAUGCAACUCUUGUUCUUUCCAUGUUUCUUUACAACAUUAAUAGGAUGGCGUUGACCUUUUUUAGCAUGUUUUUUGUGGCAGUGUUAGAUGAUGGAAGCCAAGCGAAGGAGAACAACUACAUUUAUGUAAGUAUUAUAAGUCUUAAGCUCCAUUUGGUCAUCACAUCAAUCUUUAUGAAUAUAAUUUUUUAUCAAACCAAAUGGAUCUUAAGCCCCUUUUUGAACUCCGCCAAU